Messenger RNA from Condylura cristata (star-nosed mole), 4934 nucleotides. It is a transcript of the gene EDA, whose product is annotated as ectodysplasin A. The record is from RefSeq and is a predicted model, not a curated record. Gene Ontology annotation, molecular function: death receptor binding; death receptor agonist activity; tumor necrosis factor receptor binding. NCBI's taxonomy places the organism in Eukaryota, Metazoa, Chordata, Mammalia, Eulipotyphla, Talpidae. The transcript is spliced from 8 exons. Bases 190 to 1365 code for a protein of 391 amino acids. Gene Ontology annotation, cellular component: membrane. Gene Ontology annotation, biological process: immune response; animal organ development.
CCCCCCCCUCCCGGAGUGGAGCUGCACAUGCGGCUGCUCCCUGCUCCGUCCCGCCCAGCCUCGGUCGCGCAGGAACGGGUCCCUGCAGCCCCUGGCCGAUGGCAGGACAGUAGCCGCCUGUCAGGGGUCGUGAAGGGCUGAGGCCGACGCGGCGGCUCUCGGGCCUCAGAGUGGGUGUCUCCGGAGGCCAUGGGCUACCCCGAGGUGGAGCACCGGGAACCCCUGGCCGCGGCAGCGCGGCGGGAGCGGGGGAGCCAGGGCUGCGGCUGUCGCGGGGCCCCUGCCCGGGCAGGCGAAGGGAACAGCUGCCGGCUCUUCCUGGGUUUCUUUGGCCUCUCGCUGGCCCUCCACCUGCUGACGUUGUGCUGCUACCUAGAGUUGCGCUCCGAGUUGCGGCGGGAACGCGGGGCUGAGUCCCGCCUGAGCGGCCUCGGCACCCCGGGCACCUCAGGCACCCUGAGCAGCCCCGCUGGCCUCGACGCCGACGGUCCCCUCACCCGCCACCUCAGGCAGCCGUCACCCCAGUCGCCGCCACUGGAAGCGGGAGAAACCGCACUCCCCCGAGACUCCCAGGACGCGCACCAGAUGGCCCUUCUGAAUUUCUUCUUCCCUGAAGAAAAGUCAUACUCUGAAGAGGAAAGUAGGCAUGUUCGCCGCAAUAAAAGAAGCAAAAGCAGUGAAGGGACAGAUGGUCCAGUUAAAAACAAGAAAAAGGGAAAGAAGGCAGGACCCCCUGGGCCCAAUGGUCCCCCAGGACCUCCAGGACCCCCAGGGCCCCAAGGACCCCCAGGGAUCCCUGGGAUUCCUGGAAUUCCAGGAACAACCGUUAUGGGGCCACCUGGUCCUCCAGGUCCCCCUGGUCCUCAAGGACCUCCUGGCCUCCAAGGACCUUCUGGUGCUGCGGAUAAAGCUGGAACUCGAGAAAACCAGCCAGCUGUGGUGCAUCUACAGGGCCAAGGAUCAGCGAUUCAAGUCAAGAAUGAUCUUUCAGGUGGAGUGCUCAAUGACUGGUCACGCAUCACCAUGAACCCCAAGGUGUUUAAGCUACAUCCCCGAAGCGGGGAGCUGGAGGUACUGGUGGACGGCACCUACUUCAUCUAUAGUCAGGUAGAAGUGUACUACAUCAACUUCACUGACUUUGCCAGCUAUGAGGUGGUCGUGGACGAGAAGCCCUUCCUACAGUGUACCCGCAGUAUCGAGACAGGCAAAACCAACUACAACACUUGUUACACCGCAGGUGUCUGCCUUCUGAAAGCCCGGCAGAAGAUCGCUGUGAAGAUGGUGCACGCUGACAUCUCCAUCAACAUGAGCAAACACACCACCUUCUUUGGGGCCAUCAGGCUGGGCGAGGCCCCUGCCUCCUAGAUCCCCUCCCUUUGUGCCCCUGCCUGUGCCCCUGCCCCAGGUUUGGGAGCCAGGACUCCCGGAACCUCUAAGUGCAUCCUCAGAGAGAAGUGCCCCAGUGCUAUUUAUUCCCCAGUGACUCCGGGACGACAAGGCCUGUUUGACUUUCCAGAAUAACCUUGAAUUAACAGGACAGUGGGAGCCCCAGGGUUCACAUGAAGCAGAACCUUCCUCCAUGGCACCCUGUUGACUGGCUGCUGUGUGACUCUCAGACCCCAGGGUCCCUGUUGUCAGACUUGUCAUUUGUUGCACUAAAAUGAGGGUCCAGGGCAGCAGGCAAGAGAAAGCCAAGUGUCCUUCAGACUCUGGGAGCUAACAUCUGACCCCAAGAGGGAUGCUGCUCCUCUCUUGGGUGAUAGGGAGAGAGGGCGCCCGGGUGGCAGCCUAAGAAUGGGUCAGGGUGGGGAGAGUCGGGUGCUGGUGACAAAAGCCAAGGAGAAACCUUUGGAGCCCGAGGCGCCUGCGUCCUUGGCAGCGGAGCAGGCCCAUUUCCCCCACACUGCCACCUUCCCGAAGGCCCAUCUGCUCAGGCUGAGACCUCCACAGCAGCACCUUACCUGGCUUCAGACGGCUGCUCUUCCCUACAGGGAGUCGCCACAGACCUGCCUGCCACAGAACCCGAAGCUAGAGUUGGAACCACACUUCUUUCACUUUGUUUACAGCUAUGCGCCACACUCAGAAAAUUUCCUGCCCCCUGCCUCGCCCCAGUCACCACUCCUCCAUCCUGACUGAACCUCCUGUCUUCUCACUCCACAGAGACUACCUCUGUCUGAGACAGGUGCCUCACCCAGAACCUGUACUUAUGUUUGUCUGGGAUACUCUUCAUAUUGCUUAGGCGCAAAGACAACUUUUCAUGUAUGGAGCAACACAAACAUUCUGGUUGAGUUGCAUCUGGGGGCAAAGGGCUCAACCAGAUGAACCUCCAGAAGUCCUUUCCUGUUCGAAUGUUACACAGCUGCCAUGGCAGCUGCUAAAAGCCCCAAACCCAAGUCCAUGCCUGGGUAUCAGCAAGGCGGAGCUUUGCUGCCUGACCCAGAAAGGGUGAAAGAUGCAGAAAGGGCAGAUGGGGGUUCUUUUAGUUUGUUUUUCAAAUUUGCUGCAAUCUGAGUGCUCAUGAGCCCAGUCCUCAUCCAGAAGCACAGCAACGGACACCCUGCUGACCCACCCUUUCUUCAGAAAGCCACUGUAAAUUCCAUUACAGGUUCAGGUGUCAGGAGAUCAGCAUCGAAGGGGAGGUCUGUGCCCUCUAGUCAGUUCCAAGGACACCUCACCUCUACCCUAAACCUCCCACUGGGUCAGUGGCGGGACUGUUCAUGGGCCUGGCUUCUGGGCGUGAGGCCUAAACCAAGACUAUGAGGAGCAGUCUGGCUGCUUUGGCUGCUUUUGAAGAGAUAGGGAAUAAGUUCCUUUGGGCAGCUGAAAUCCACCAAAAACAGGUGCUUGUUUCUCAGCUUCCCUUCCUGAGCAGCUGCCCUGCUUGGCCUUCCAAGAUCAGACCAAGAAUGAGAGGGUGACCCCACCACUGUCUGAUCUCAAACAACGGCCUUGCAACCCCUGGUGAGAGAAAGUAGGCAUGAGUCUGGCCCCAAUUUCUAUAAAGUGCUUUAGACAGCCCUCGGUUACAGCAGGGACUGAUGGGAACCUCUACUGGGGCUUUGGAAAGGAUUUUCGUUCUAAUUAUUUCCUUUGGUAAUAUUGCAAGUUCCGUUUUUAGAUGAGGCUCGGAGAUAUUAAAUGUUUUAACCAAGAUCUCACCCAGCUUAAAUCACAGUAAGGGCUUCCGCCAGGUUUGUCUCCAAAGCUAAUCUGUCAUACUGUAGAGUUGGGUUGAAAUAGGGCCCAGAGAGCGCCAUUUAAGGUGGUAAUAAGGGCCCGCAACCCUUGAGGGUCCUCGGGAGAAAUUCAGAGAUGCUCGUUUUCAUUCCUUUUUGGCAGUGCCUGUACUUUCAGCUGCCUGGGGCAAGGAAACGCCAUCAGUCUCAGAGCUCUCAUGUUCAGAAGAAUCCUCUUGGUACCACGUACAAGCAGCAGACCUCCAGUGCCCACAAAACCCACAGCCCAUUUGUCUUCUCACCCACCUCAUUAACAGGCUAGCCCUCGACUUAUCCCCCACACUGAAGGCACUGGCUGCUUCCCACAGCUACCGAGUGACUCUUUAGCUCUUCCUACCAUCCCACGGAGAGCUCGCUACCAAGAUCUCAGGGGUGGAGGAAGACCCAAAAGAGGCCUGAUUUGAAAGCCAAAAGGGUGUGAGGUGGUGAGAGGAAAUGACUUCCUUAACGUGUCCCUAGAGGACAUCCGUACACCCAGACAUCAUCGUUCUGUUCUGUAGAUGUGGAGGGGCUAACAGGAAAACAGGAUUCUUGUGAGGCCCUUUAUUCAUCAUGCACCCACAGAAAUAUUCCAGGGGCGCGGGAGGUGAGGGAAGCCACAGGUAGCAGGGUCCCUGCCAUAGCAGUUACUGGCAAGGAGGCAAAGCAAUUUACUACACAAAGAAUGUGGAAACAGAUUUGCAGUAUGAACUGUUGCCAAUGUGAGCUCAUCAGUGGGCUCACACUAGCAUGGAGAAGGGGAUGGGGACAUUUGUGAGCAAGCAGACAACAGGUUUGAAGGAGAAUUGCCUGGCAGAGGCCUCUGCCAGCCACUAGGGCUUCAACUAACAAAGUUGACCCAAAAGGCAGCUGUUGGGGCACGCUCAGCUACUGGUGCUUAGGAAAAACAUAGUCUUUGCCUUAUUUGCCCAUUCAUCCACCCUAAGCCAAGUUUCUUUUGCUGAGCAGGAAAGUGGUCAGAAUCUGGAGGUGAACAAAGACUGACCCUCAUGUGAACCCACAUGCCUUAUGUAACUUCUGGUGGAUGACAGAGCUGCAGGGGAAUGGAGAGCCAGAUGCAGGCAAGGAGCCAACCUCCAUCCCCGCCCCAGGCUACUCAUGUGGAAAUGAGGCCCAGGGGGGAAGGUGGCCUGCCCAAGGUAGUGAACAAGCCCCAACCUCCAGAUUCCAGUAGGUAAAGAGGCAGGGCAGUCCCUAUCCUGCAAGACCCCUUCUUCCUUCUACCCACAGACUCCAAGCUGGAGGUGUUUGGCUCCUCUGAGGAACCUGGCCGGGCAAGGAGAAAGUAACUGCAGCCUUCCAAACCCUGCCCCCCCCCCAGGUAUUCUCCCAACUCCUGCCUCGACUGGCCCCAUACCAGGACAUCAUGAGGCCACCCUGGUGCUGGCAGGCCCCAUCCCUACCUGGAGGCUUCCCUAGGCCAUGUGAGCACAAAUAAAAUUGGAUUUUUCCAUUAAUCCACUUCAGGGCUCUCUCCAACAGGAGCUGGGGUGUGUCAGUCCUUUAUUCCAAAAGCUCCCAGCUAGGAUGAGGUAUGAACAUUGUCAUGAGAAUGGCCUGGAGCAGGCCCAGUGCUGCUUUGGGGGUGAGCAUACAGUGUGAGAUACUGUGUAUAUAAACUAUACAUAAUGUAUAUAAACUGGGAUGUAAGUUUGUAUAAAUUAAUGGUUUAUUCUUUGCAAAUAAAGUUUCCCUCUU